AUGUUCAAGCCUUCAUAUCUUCGUUCUACCUCCAGAACCAUCUCCGGAGUUUCAUCGUUACUCAAUCGAUCCACUCCUGUCCAGCGCACCGCUUUCCGACCCUUUUCUUCCACACCUAUCCCGCGCUUCACGCCUUCUUCUCUCAAAAUGGGUGUCACUGCUAUCAAGUCCGAGGCUGAGUACAAGGAAAAGGUCACUUCGGCCACCGGCCCGGUCAUCGUUGACUUCUUUGCCACUUGGUGCGGUCCCUGCAAGGCCGUCUCCCCUCUCCUCGAGAAGCUCAGUGAGGAGCACACCGGCGUCCAGUUCUACAAGGUCGAUGUCGACGAACUCGCCCAGGUCGCUGCUGAGAACGGUGUCUCUGCUAUGCCUACCUUCCACUUCUACAAGGGUGGUGAGCGCAAGCAGGAGGUCAAGGGUGCUAACCCCCCUGCCAUCCAGGCUGGUCUCAAGGCUAUCCUUUAG
Molecule: messenger RNA, 465 nt
Organism: Penicillium egyptiacum
Lineage: Eukaryota; Fungi; Ascomycota; Eurotiomycetes; Eurotiales; Aspergillaceae
Source: the annotation of a GenBank genome assembly